Messenger RNA from Hyla sarda, 2213 nucleotides. RefSeq names its product oocyte zinc finger protein XlCOF7.1-like. Gene Ontology annotation, cellular component: nucleus. The coding region runs from base 224 to 1966 and encodes 580 amino acids. Gene Ontology annotation, molecular function: DNA-binding transcription activator activity, RNA polymerase II-specific; RNA polymerase II cis-regulatory region sequence-specific DNA binding. NCBI's taxonomy places the organism in Eukaryota, Metazoa, Chordata, Amphibia, Anura, Hylidae. Gene Ontology annotation, biological process: regulation of transcription by RNA polymerase II. The transcript is spliced from 7 exons. The record is from RefSeq and is a predicted model, not a curated record.
CGUGCCGACCAGCGGUUGUUUCCUGAUUUCCUGCCUAUACUGCCCCCAGGGGAUGUCUGGAUGGUGAAGGUAUCAGGUCACUUACCCGCCCAUCCUGUCACCUGGUCAGUCUCUUUUCUCCGGGUAUCAGCCACUUCUUCCAUACAGGACUAUGUUUCUCCAAUCCAGGAUCCUCUGCUGAUAUCUUCUAUAUAAGAGAAUUCUCCUGGAUGACCCAUCAACCAUGGAGAGAGCCAGGAACAAGAUGGCCGACAGGAUCAUAAACCUCACCCUACAGAUACUCCUCCGGCUUACUGGAGAGGAUUACACAGUAGUGAAGAAGUCCUCUAGUGGGCGCUGUCGGGCCCCUGUGUGUGAAGGAUGGGGAGGAACCCUGAGCUCAAUCCCAUGGCCCCCACCUCACUCCCUGAUACAUGAGGAAAUGGAUGAACAGAAGAUCCGAGAACUCAUCAACAAGAUGAUGGAGCUGCUGACUGGAGAGGUUCCUAUAAGGUGUCAGGACGUGGCGGUCUAUUUCUCCAUGGAGGAGUGGGAGUAUGUAGAAGGACACAAGGAUCAGUACAAGGAUCAGGUCAUGAUGGAGGAUCAGCAGCCCCUCACAUCACCAGUCAGAUCCAGUAAGAGAACAGCACCAGAGAGGUGUCCCCGUCCUCUUCUUCCACAGGAUGAUCAGGGUGAAGAUCCGAACAAUAUUAAUGCUCCAGACACAGUUGUGAGCGGUGAUGAGCAGUAUAAGGAGGACAUUCCUACAGGGAAAGAUCUGAACAAUAUUAAUGCUACAGAUAUGAAGGAAGAAGAAGAGACAGAUGUAAGCGGUGAUGAGCAGUAUAAUGAGGACAUUCCUACAGGGAAAGAUCUGAACAAUGUUAAUGCUACAGACAUAAAGGAAGAAGAAGAGACAGAUGUGAGCAGUGAUGAGCAGUAUAUGGAGGACAUUCCUACAGGUAACCGCCCAGAUUCUUGUAGCAGGAGAUCAGAGGAGAAUCUUAUAUCUUCAGAUUAUAAAGCAGAUGAUGAUAUCACACAAGAUACAUAUGAAGAACAUUCCAUUAUCCCAGAUACACCCUCAGCCCUUCACAGCCAAGAUCUGUCAUCUCAUCCUUAUAUACAGGUCCUGUCUUCUCAGUCAUCACAGGAUGUUCAGCAAAAUAAAGGUCACAGAAGGGGUGUUGGACAUCAACGAGCUCAUACAGGAAAGAAACCAUAUUCAUGCUUAGAAUGUGGGAAAUGUUUUACUGACAAAUCACAUCUUGUUCAACAUAAAAGAACUCACACAGGGGAGAAGCCAUUUUCAUGUUCAGAAUGUGAGAAAUGUUUUAAUACAAAAUCAAAUCUUAUUCAACAUAAAAUAACUCACACAGGAGAGAAACCAUUUUCAUGUUCAGAAUGUGGUAAAUGUUUUGCUCUGAAAUCAAUUAUUGUUCAACAUCAAAGAACUCACACAGGAGAGAAGCCAUUUUUAUGUUCAGAAUGUGGUAAAUGUUUUACUCAGCAAUCAAAUCUUGUUAAACAUCAAAGAACUCACACAGGAGAGAAGCCAUUUUCAUGUUCAGAAUGUGGGAAAUGUUUUACUCAGCAAUCAAAUCUUGUUAAACAUCAAAGAACUCACACAGAAGAGAAGCCAUUUUCAUGUUUACAAUGUGGGAAAUGUUUUACUCGGAAAUUAAGUCUUAUCGGACAUCAAAGAACUCACACAGGGGAGAAGCCAUUUUCAUGCUCAGAAUGUGGGAAAUGUUUUAUCCUGAAAUCAAUUCUUGCUGUACAUCAAAGAACUCACACAGGGGAGAAGCCAUUUUCAUGUUCCGAAUGUGGGAAAUGUUAUACUGGGAAAUCAAAUCUUGUUCAACAUCAAAGAACUCACACAGGGGAGAAGCCAUUUUCAUGUGCAGAAUGUGGGAAAUGUUAUACUGGGAAAUCAAAUCUUGUUCAACAUCAAAGAACUCACACAGGGGAGAAGCCAUUUUAAUGUGCAGAAUGUGGGAAAUGUUAUACUGGGAAAUCAAAUCUUGUUAAACAUCAAAGAACUCCCACAGGGAAGAAGCCAUUUUCAUGUUCUAAGUGUGGGAAAUGUUUUAACCAUGCAAUCACAUCUUAUUAAACAUAAAAGAACUCGCACAUCUAUAUAUUAAUCAAGUACAUAGGAUAGUUGACAGUAAUACAUACUCAUAUAUAUUAAUAAAAUAUAUGCUUCAUCUCCAAACUUGUUAUUAAUU